This is a messenger RNA of Eriocheir sinensis (Chinese mitten crab), 2210 nucleotides long. RefSeq lists its product as uncharacterized. NCBI's taxonomy places the organism in Eukaryota, Metazoa, Arthropoda, Malacostraca, Decapoda, Varunidae. The record is from RefSeq and is a predicted model, not a curated record. The transcript is spliced from 5 exons. The coding region runs from base 424 to 1065 and encodes 213 amino acids.
GUAAAGGUGUGCGAGUCGUGAGAGAGAGAGAAAAGAGAAGAGAGAGGGAGGGAGGUAGAGAGAAAAGAGAGAUAAAGAGAGAGCCAGUCAGGUAGUCGCUAGUGGGUCACGCUGGAGCUAAGACCUUCCCUCAGCUCCUCGCUCUCCCACAAGGACGUGUAUGUGUACGGAUAUUGAGUGCCGUGUUGUGAUUGCUGCCAAGAAUAUUAUCGUUUGCUAGAGGCUACUUAACUUACGAGAGGGGGAAAAUGCCACUUGACUCCUCAUUUACCUCGCAGCGCCUCCAUACAGCAAGGUGACUCCACACGACACCCAGACACAGGGCAGAAGACGGAGACGAGGGAGAGAAGGUGGAAGGGGCGAAGCAAGAAGAAGAAAAAGAAAUAUCAAUACGGAGGCAGCCACGGCGUUCCAGAGGGUAAAAUGGAUGAAGACAGGCCGCGACGUAUGGCCGUGCUGGUACUUCUGUGUGGGGUGUUCCUAGUGACAUCUUGGAUCGAGGACUUCAGCAGGAUGGCGGCGGGUGGAGCAGCAGACACGGCAGCAGGGAAGGGCGUGGCGGCGGGAGCAGGGGGGAAGAUGAGCGGGAGGAAGGUGGCGAGGCCUCUAGAGGACGUGGAGGGAGGAAAGGAGAGGAAAGGAGCAGGAGGCAGGAAGGGAGACUACACCGCCGCUCACGAGGAGGAGGAGGAGGACGAGGAGAGCGAUAUGCCGGACUACAUCAAGAAGUUCAAAGACAAGUCACGCCUGUACGUGCGCACCUCCCUCCAGCUGGACCUGUACUCGUGUCUGCCUCGCUUCAUCUGUGAGCUCCACGCGCAGGCCCCCGGCGCCGACCUCACAGACUUCGAGAAGGACGUGCUCAAUCUGUUCAGGAACCACGUGGUGCUUGAAGGGCCCAGCUCCCCCGCCUACUCCUACCAGAUAGCCGCCCACAUGGGACAGCUGUGGGCGGGCGUGGAGCCGUCCCCCUGCCACUCCAUGUAUCCGUCCUGCCCCCUCUCCCGCACCCUGCUCAUAGACCUACUGAGGAACAUUAAGACCUCAAGAAGAAUGUUUUAUUAAGAGAGAGAGAGAGAGAGAGAGAGAGAGAGAGAGAGAGAGAGAGAGAGAGAGAGAGAGAAUAAUAGGUUAGUCUUUCGUGUGUGUGUGUGUGUGUGUGUGUGUGUGUGUGUUUCCGUUGCGGCCUCAGGUGAUAUAAGUGAGCUUACCAAACUAGUCGUAAGGUAACACACCUGAGCAACAGGGCGUACUGACAGCGUGCCUUUGGUAAUGCCUUAAAGGAACUAUGCAUUUUUUUCUAUAUAUAAUCAAUAUGUAUACUUCAUAUUUCUGUCAUUUUUCUGUUAUUCAAGGUUUAUGGGUCAGAUAUUAUACUCAGUAUUUUUUAGAUAUUUUUGGCUUUUUAAAACUCAGCUCAGUAUAUUGGUAAAUUUUGAGCCACGAGACCACAAACCUUAACACUUUUUAUGUAAUCUGUCGAUUUUUUUGUAUUUAAAUGUACUGAAAACGUCAUAUAUUAUAAUCAGCAUUGUAGAAACUUACUGACCUCUUAAAAUGCUACUUAAUAUAUAUGUAAGCUUCUGAGCCACAGAACUGUACAUUUUAACACUGAAGAUAUAAUUUUCUGAAUACGAAUUGUUUUCCAAAUUUGAUUGAAUAUAUCCACAUCAUCUUCUGUUACAGAAACUGCUCUAGGCAGUUUCUGAGCCGAGAGAACAAAUUUUAACAUGAAAUAUUUAAUUGUUGAAUAGCCUUCUUUUUCUUUAAGUAAACUUUUAUUUAUCAGUACGUCAUUUUGUGCCUUUACAAAUAGUGAGACUUUAAUAAGAAGCCAAAUAGUCAUCAUUCCAAUAUACUUAUAAUGUGAUACGCUUAGCUUGUGUGUGUAUAUGAGAUUUUUAAUGGCUGUAGGAAGGAAUUCUUAUAUAACAGAGUUCAGUUCAUUGUCUUAUCCUUGUGUGUGUGUGUGUGUGUGUGUGUGUGUGUGUGUGUGUGUGUGUGUGUGUGUGAGAGAGAGAGAGAGAGAGAGAGAGAGAGAGAGAGAGAUGAUUGUAGCGCCAUGUGUAAACUGAUAUUUAUAUAUUUUUGUACCAGCCAUUGUUACAUCCUGUUAGAGUGUGUUGUUUUAAUUAAGAAAAUGUGGAAAGGAAUACUCAAAAAUACACAAAAUGAUAAAUAAAAUGGAAAAACAAUAAAUGGGUACUGAA